This is a messenger RNA of Amaranthus tricolor (Joseph's coat), 1646 nucleotides long. RefSeq lists its product as uncharacterized. The transcript is spliced from 6 exons. NCBI's taxonomy places the organism in Eukaryota, Viridiplantae, Streptophyta, Magnoliopsida, Caryophyllales, Amaranthaceae. Bases 47 to 796 code for a protein of 249 amino acids. Gene Ontology annotation, biological process: rRNA 5'-end processing. The record is from RefSeq and is a predicted model, not a curated record.
CUUGAAAGCCCUUUUUAUUCCUUGAUUUUAUUUCACCACUCUUCUUAUGGCUAUUCAAAUCUCACCCCUUCAACCAACAUCACCAUACAAGCUCCAACCUUCCCUCCAAAUCCAUCUUCCCUUUUUCCCAUCAAAUCGCUUUACCCAUUUUCCAAUUGCUUCCCUACAAACACCAUGUAAAACCUUCAACUCUUUCAAGCAAAAUUUCCAUGGAGUCAGACUAAAAGCUUCAGCUUCAUUAACAAAUGAAAUUCCCCCAAAUGCUCUUCGAAAAAAACAAGACCCUCUUUUCAGAGGAGGCUUUAGUUUAGGGGUUGAUUUGGGAUUGUCUCAUACCGGUGUUGCACUCAGUAAAGGCUUCACCUUUCGCCCUUUAACUGUGCUGAAUUUGAGAGGGCAAAAGCUUGAGCUUAGGCUUAUGGACAUUGCUGAAAAGGAGGAGGUGGAUGAAUUUAUAAUAGGAUUGCCCAAGUCAAGUGAUGGGAUGGAAACACCUCAAUCCAACAAAGUAAGAAGUGUUGCAGGAAGGUUGGCUGUUAGGGCUGCUGAGAGGGGAUGGAGGGUAUACUUGCAAGAUGAAUAUGGCACAUCAAUUGAAGCAAUGGACAGAAUGAUCAACAUGGGUGUCAACAAGUCCGCACGUAAUUGGAAAAUUGAUGCAUUUGCUGCUAUGAUGCUGUUAGAGAGGUAUUUCUCAAAGUGCGGUGAAGAAACUGAACUUGUAUGGCCUAAGCAGUUGGAAUUACAGGAAAAGAUUCGGAAUGGUCCCCCAGAAGAUGAUGAUUUUUUCUCUUGAAUUAGAAUUCUAUGAAAGUCUUUGUGCUUAGAAGCCGGGCCUGCUUUAGUGAGCGAACCCCUUCUCGUUUUUGGUGGUCAGACUAUGAACGGUGAAGGUAGAGCACAAAAGAGAGAUCAGUCCAAAACCUCAAAUUUCAUUGAAGUGUUUUCUGAGUUAUAUUUUCUGACAAUAGUUCGUUGAGUUGCGGAAUCAAUAAGCUUAGCCUUAGCCGUCUUUUAUGGCAUUUGAGAAUAAGGUCGCGGCUCUUAUGCCUAAAGUUUCUUCACUUGAGCCAUGUGAUUAUGAUGACUUGAUGUGUGUCGAUUGACGAAGUUAUAAACUUCGGAAGUUUACACCAUUACCUACAAGGCUACAACGGCUUGUGAAAAUCAGUGAGAAAGCUUGUCAAAUUUCUUUGGAGAAAUACUGAUGCAAAAAUGAAGUCCAUCUACUUGCUUUGGAUAAGGUAACCCAACCUAAGCAGAGAGGGAGUGUUGGGAGACUUGUCGUUUUAUGGGAAGUGGGUAUAAUUACACGGAUUUUGCUUCACAUUUGUUGUUCCAAUUGAGGCUGGUAUAGGUAUGCAUUUGGUGGGUAGCGAGUAAACAUGUGUAUGAAAAGUCUUAUCCGCCAUAAUUAAAGGGCAUGAGGUCUUAUCCACCUCAUAUCCACCCAUCGUGCCUCAUACCCGUUUACGUCAUAUCUAUAAUGUACUAUAUACAAAAUUUUAUAAAUUUUUAUUAAAAACUAUUGACAAAAAAUAAGAAUAUUAAUUUUAUCAUAUUAUAUUGCAAAGUUUAUAUAAAACUAGAUAUUUAUUUAAAUUUAUAAACGAAAUGUAAUUCUAUUGAGCACAUAUUAUACAAUG